AUGGAGGAGAUGGGAUUGCCAGAAAGAUUGUUCGAGUCUGGAUUUGAACCUACUGGUAGAAAAAGGGUUCACAGUUAUUUUACUCUUAGAUGGGUUGAGCUUAUUAAACCAGCAAUUGAUCCAGAUUACAUCGACAUGUUGAAUGAGUUUGCUAUUGUGACUGGUUUGAAUUGUGAGGAACCAGAUGUUACCAUUUGUAAGAUAGCGAAGAAAAGCAAAGCGAUUAAAGGAAGGAAAAAGAAAGUUAAUGUGGGGAAAGAAAGAGGUCCUAUGUGGGUUGAAUUGUUCGGAGAAUCUGUUGAUCCCACUGUUUCUUGGAUUCUAGACAGGCGUGAGUCUUUUAUUAUGUCUGUUGAGAGUGCAAAGGCACGUACAGCAUCCCAAUAUGCUCAGAGCACAACCGCUAUUCAAGGAUUUGUGCAUGCUAUUGUACUCGUUGCUGCUUGUUCUUGUCCAGAAAUUGUUAAAUAUGAAGCUGCAGAAGAUUCUUCAUCAGCGGAUGAAGAAAGCAUUGAACAUGUUGUUAAAUUUGUUGUUGAUAGUAGGCUUUCUGUGAGAUCGACACUUAGUGAUUCAAUAAGUGGCAGUAUUUCGAAGAGUGUAUUUGAUGAUGAACAAGAUGAUCCUCAAGUACUGCAUAUGCUUGCUUUGAUUAACGAGGAUUUCCCAUUUGAACAUAAUUCAUGGCGUGUAGGUGUGAAAGCAUGUGAGGCUGUUGAAACGAAGGUUAUAGAUAGUAAUGAUGGUUAUGCAGAGGUAGAAGUGUCUACGGAGAUAUAUACUGCUCAUGCACCAUGUUUAUCAAAGGUUGUUAAUCCUAGUACUAUGUGUACUGCCGUAGCUGAUGAUCGUCUUGGUAAACAUUUCGGAAAAUUAAAGGAUAAUGGAGAUCGAGUAGAAUGUGUUGAUGUUUCUGCUCAGUUAAAAAAUUUAGCUGAUGCAUAUGAAGAUCGGACAGCGGAAAUGUUAAGAGGUGUUUCUGCUAGUUUUGAGUUUGUUGCGCACGUCAUCGAUAAGAUCUCGAAAGUUGAGACCAUCUUUGAGAACGACUGUGGCAAAACCUUCUACUGA
Microthlaspi erraticum is the source of this 1071-nucleotide messenger RNA. Lineage: Eukaryota; Viridiplantae; Streptophyta; Magnoliopsida; Brassicales; Brassicaceae. The record is from the annotation of a GenBank genome assembly.